AUGUCGACCCUACGAAUUAGAAGGAUCCCAGAAACAAUCACCAAGGAUUACCUUUCUGAGUUAUACCCAGGCUGUGCCAUAUCCUUAUGCAGAACCGGGUGUGGGAAAGUCGACAAAACUCAGACUGCUACAGUGACCUUCAAAAAUGAAAGCGCCGUGAAGGAUAUAAUCCGAAACAAACCACUUUUUAUCGACAAAAAGAAGGUUGUGGUUGAUGAUGAAUUUAACGCGCUGACGGUGUUGCAUUCGGACCCUAAAGCUUGCGUUGACAUAAUCGCGGUUCAUGGACUUGGAGGCCAUGCAUUUCGUUCUUGGACAUUCAGGGGCCCGGGGAGUAAUGGUGCUGGCGCCAUGUGGCUUCGCGAUUUUCUCCCAGAUGAAAUCUCGCAAUCUCGCAUCAUGACCUACGGAUAUAAUUCAGAUAUUUUAGACACAGACAGUGUCGCGGGCAUCCGGGCUUACGGUUUAUCACUACUUAAUAUCAUCAAUGACAUGAGGACCACGUCGAAGGAAAAGAAGAGACCGAUCAUAUUCAUAUGCCACAGUCUGGGAGGUAUAGUUGUAAAGGAGGCCCUAAAUAGGGCUAGAGUGCAUAAUUAUCAAGACAUUGUUGGCCCAACAAUAGGUAUCGUGUUUUUGUCUACACCACACCAAGGGACCUCACUUGCACAAUAUGGAUCGAUCAUAGGCGUGAUUGCAGCAAUCCAGGGUUUAAAUCGAAAACUCAUCUCGGAUCUCGAACAGAACUCAGAUCGUCUUACUGAGAUAGCCGAGGAUUUUAUCAGGUACCAGUCCUCGAUUUUAUUCGCCUCGUUUUAUGAGAGAAGAAAAACUAGUCUUUUUGGUGGUUUUUGGGGAUAUUGGUAUGGGAGUAAAUUGCUGGUGGAUCAACUAUCUUCAACCCUGGGUGUUCUUGGCGAGAAACGUGACCCACUAGAUAAGGAUCACAUGUCGAUCUGUAAAUUCGAGCACCAGGAAGAUAUUGGAUAUAGGACAGUUGUUAAGCGCAUCCGAGAAAUAAUGGGUGGACGGACGAAGAUGCAAAUGGAAGGGAGCUAUCAAGUUUCAUCCUCCAAGGAUCUAAAGGAGGGGUUGUUGCCACGACAAGAGACCACCAAGUCGCCCAACGAAUUACAGAGUAUAGAUCUUGAAAUAAGCGUACAGAAAAUGACCUACGAAGAAACGAAUUAG
Messenger RNA from Morchella importuna, 1191 nucleotides. RefSeq lists its product as uncharacterized. Bases 1 to 1191 code for a protein of 396 amino acids. The transcript has 5 exons. The record is from RefSeq and is a predicted model, not a curated record. NCBI's taxonomy places the organism in Eukaryota, Fungi, Ascomycota, Pezizomycetes, Pezizales, Morchellaceae.